AUGCUCCGGCAUUCAAGCUACAGCACCGAGGGAACACCCGAGGAGCCACAGAGCUCAUCAUCACCUGAUCACAGUCUCAGUCAAGAAAAUGCCGACUUUGCCACGGUAGAGAUGGAGCCAGAAAAGGGCAUCGAGGACAGAGAAAUCAUCUUGCCGCCUUCGCCACAAUCGCAACUUCAUUCACUGCCCACCUUGUAUGGGACGACGCUAGGCAAUAUCGAAUCAGAUACACGCGACAAGGACACCAGCGGCUCAGAGCGGCAUAAAAUGCCGAGUCAUCGACCCAUCUCUUUGUCUGCUGCCGAGCCAGACCUACACGCGGGUUAUUUAAAUUUGAGCAUUGGACAAGGACUUUCCUCUUCUGGGGGCCAGGAUGAAGAAGAUAUGCAAUGGCAGUCUAUUCUCGGAACUAAUACACCCCCGCCGUCGGAUGGCCACUUGGUGGGAUUCUUGUCGAUGCCUGAAUGGACCAUAUCGCCAGAGCUCGACAGCCAGUGGAAGGACUUGGCCCCGGAUAGACGACUUGAUGCCGCAGACGGGGACGGGGAGGCGGGCGACACACAACCAACAUCUCCCUCUUCUGCCUUUCACACACGUACGUGCAUAGAUGAUCUCCUUAUUAUUCAGCGAGAUUUGUACUCGUUGUCCGAAUCGAUUUGCACUGUCAACACGAGACAAACUGUGAGUAAAGCAGCUCCCAGCCAUCGACAGUCCUGCGCCGGCAACAUAGAGAAGAUGUUCUCAGCGACGGAGAGCCUCAUGCACGUCAUCCACACGAUGAAUCAGAGUGAUGGCAACACGUGCAGCCAGGGUUCCGGUGCCUGUAGAUGCUCUUCGGGGGCCGACAGAGACUGCCGCUCCGAAUCGAUCCCAAACACGUGGCGAUUAGCAGACAACUCUACCGUGCUGCUGAUUUUGAGCUGCUAUCUCCGGCUGCUGGACAUGUACGAGUCUCUUGCGCAAUUCCUGCGCCAUAGUCACCAGACCGGGUCUCCAAACUCCACCGUCAACGCACCUGGUAUUCCCAUUUUUGCCCUCGGCAACUUCAACCUGGGGACGUCUCCGGAUGCCAACAUUGGCGUGAUCCUGCACAUGGUGCUAGACAUGGUGGAUCGUCUUCAAACGGCAGUCAGUCACUGCGCCGUCAAGGCCACGGGCGACCUCAAUUGGGAAUCGGAGACGGCAUUCCGCCGAGGCCAUGCCGGCUCCUGGGGCGCCGGGUCGUCCAGGCCCUCGGGCAGAGCAGGAUACCAGGUUGACGAAGCACACGGGUGCUCUACGGGCAGGGCAACGGAAACGUUUCUCAGAGCGAUGCUCUCUGAUGUCCGCGGGCACGAGUUGGGGCUCAUCAGGAACCUUCAGGAUCUGAGACGGUCCAUCAGGGGAAGAUGGCUCGGUGCCUUGCCGUUUACUUGA
Metarhizium brunneum ARSEF 3297 is the source of this 1416-nucleotide messenger RNA. RefSeq lists its product as uncharacterized. The record is from RefSeq and is a predicted model, not a curated record. NCBI's taxonomy places the organism in Eukaryota, Fungi, Ascomycota, Sordariomycetes, Hypocreales, Clavicipitaceae.